GGAUGGACAAGUCUGGUUCAGUCCGUCCGGUCCUAAAAAGACCGGUCUAUUGAUGUUUUCAGUCCAGUCCUCGGUCCCAAUAACGUUAUUUGAAUUAUUCAUGAGGACUGGUCCAGACUGGUCUCAGAACCGAGGACCAGUUAACCAUAAGACUG
This is a messenger RNA of Ambispora leptoticha, 155 nucleotides long. Lineage: Eukaryota; Fungi; Glomeromycota; Glomeromycetes; Archaeosporales; Ambisporaceae. The record is from the annotation of a GenBank genome assembly.